Molecule: messenger RNA, 1191 nt
Organism: Miscanthus lutarioriparius
Lineage: Eukaryota; Viridiplantae; Streptophyta; Magnoliopsida; Poales; Poaceae
Source: the annotation of a GenBank genome assembly
AUGAUGAACAGAGAGUAUUUACCCUUUACCACCGAUGUGGUUUUUGGAAAAGUAGGACAUGAAGUAACUUUCAGUUUGGAGGAGGCAAAUUUUGAGCCAGCAAUUCCUCCACCGAAUCCAGAUUACUCUGAUCGGGAUGAGGAUGCGGCUGGAAAAGAUGAUGCAAAUCAUGGGCGUGAUGGUGGACAGGCCCAGAAAAAGCAGAAAACUAUAGAGAACACGUCAUCUUCAUCUAAUGCCCCUACUAGAGGUGGACCUGUGCCAAUGCAAUUGGCAACUGCGAUGUCACUGCUCGAGAAAAAAGGCCUAGGGAAACUGAGCCAGUUACUAAGCCUAGAUGACAUAGCUAAGCCAGUUACUAAGCUACCAGAGAAAGCUACUAGUGGUGAACGUACUAGUACUGAACCCAGUUUGGAAGCUACAGAACGAUCAUUAGUGGCUGGGACACAUACUUUGCCUUCUGAUCAGUCACACUCGCCCAGGCUCAGCAAAAAGGUGACACCUACUCAGCCCAUGCCAACCUCGCCUAGGCCAAAGGUUGGGACAAACAGCAGGUCGACAUCACCUAUACCCAUGCUGUGUGAAAUUGAUAGCAGUGUUAGACCGGAGAUACCUCAUAGCAGCAGUUCUGCUCCGACCAUCAGGCAGACAGUUAAGCCUGCAAAAUCAGGCGAUCUGUUGAUGUCAAGGCUGAUGACUCCGCGUCCGUCGGCUUCAAGCAAGCUGGGCAAAGAUGUUGCAACUAAUAUUAAUGAUGGUUCAGGGUUACAAUCCCCUUCAGCUGACGAGGAUAUGACGAGCAAAGCUAUGCGAAGGGCUGCCAUCCGAAAUUUGGAUAGCCCUCCGGAGAAGAAGUCGGCGGCUGCACAGAGUGUGGUGCCGCAUUCGCCUUCAUCUCCGUCGAUUCCACAGCCUGAAGUUGAUAGAACGAUUGUAACACCACCCACAAAACAAUCGAAAAAAGGAGAUAUGAAUGUGGGUGUUACUAAACCAUUGAUUCUUGAUGCUAGUGAUGACAAGACCGUCGUAGAUGACGACCUGCUCACUCAUUUGAUCAAGGAUGUGUCGGAGGUGGAUUUUGAGGACAUGGACCCGGACACAAAAUUAUGUGAUCUGAAGGCCACUAUCCGAAAAUCAAAAUCUACCUCGAGAAAACAUAAGAUCCGGAAAAGGGUCAUAAAUAAAACCUAG